Messenger RNA from Penaeus chinensis, 8976 nucleotides. RefSeq names its product suppressor protein SRP40-like. Bases 2231 to 3067 code for a protein of 278 amino acids. The record is from RefSeq and is a predicted model, not a curated record. The transcript has 3 exons. NCBI's taxonomy places the organism in Eukaryota, Metazoa, Arthropoda, Malacostraca, Decapoda, Penaeidae.
AUAUAAUUUUGCUUUUCCAGUUUAUGAGUGUAUAGAUAUGUAAAAUACUUGAUACGUACUGGCAUUGUUGCAUUCACUUUUCAUCUUCAGGUUCAGUUUCAAGUGGAUCAAGCAUUAACCCUAGCUGUUCUAGCAUAUCAGAGUCUAGCAGCUCAAGUAUCUCAUUCUACAGCUGCUCAAGUAGUCAGAGUUUCAGUAGUUCCAGUAGUUUGAGUUUAUUCAGUUCUGUAAGUUCAGGAGAAAUAGGAUCAAGAUCAGACAGUGGAUCCAGCACCUCUUCCUUAUCUUGUUCUUCAAGUGUCAGCAUAAAAAGUAAAUGUUCUUUUGUUGCAUUUAUACUGUUACAUCUGAAUCAUUUGGUAUUUACACUAUAAUGUGUUGUUAAUGUUCUUAGAAUGUAAGCUCAUUACAUCUAAUUUCAGAAUAUAUUUUCAUAGUGAAAUGUCCUAUUAGUAGGUUUAUGAAUGAUCUUUUUUAUUAUAGCUCUUCAUUUUCAAUCCUUAGGUUCAACUUCAGAUAUUCCAAGUCCUAGUCCAAGUUAUUCAGUUCUUCCAUGCUCCAGUGGUUCAAAUAACUCAAUAUCUAGAAGCUUCACAAGCCCCAGUUUCUCAAUCUUCAGUAGCAUAAGUUCAAGCAUCAUUCCAUCUAUCACUCCAAGCUCUAUCAGCAACUUAGAGAGUAGUUUGAACUCUGAAUCAAGUAACACUGCCAGUAGUAUAGCUCCAUCUUCCUGUUCAAGGGCUAUUCUAAGUAAUGCUCCUUUUCAUUUGUGUAAUUAAAAAUAUGAUACCAAUACAAUAGUCACAGAUAUCUUUAUUUAUUUAGUGAAUCUUAAAAUGUUUUUAACUGUAUUCUUCCUUACUUUUUUAUUUCUGACCCGGAAAAUAGUUUGUAUUUAAAUCAGGGCACAUUAUACUUUUGAACACCUAAAAGACACUAAUGAAAAAGGUAUUUUCAAUGAAAUUUUUACAUUUUGAUUUGUGGUUUGAGCCUUUGUCCUUGAUGCUUACUAGCAUUUUCAAAUGUUUUUUGUCUUCAGGUUCAAUUCCAAGCGGAUCAAGUAUUAGCUCUAGUAGUACAAGUAUAUCAGAGUCUAGCAGCUCAAGUAUCUCAUUCUGCAGUUGCUUAAGUAGCCUGAGUUGUUCCAGUAGUUUGAGUUUAUUCAGUUCCUUGAGUUCAAGCUGCAUUAGUCCAGGGGACUUGGAACCAAGAUCAGACAGCAAAUCCAGUAUCUCAUCCCUAUCUUGUUCUUCAAGUGUCAGCAUAAAAAGUAAAUAUUAGUAGUGUAGUUAUAUAAUUUUGCUUUUCCAGUUUAUGAGUGUAUAGAUAUGUAAAAUACUUGAUACGUACUGGCAUUGUUGCAUUCACUUUUCAUCUUCAGGUUCAGUUUCAAGUGGAUCAAGUAUUAACCCUAGCUGUUCUAGCAUAUCAGAAUCUAGCAGCUCAAGUAUCUCAUUCUACAGCUGCUCAAGUAGUCAGAGUUUCAGUAGCUCCAGUAGUUUGAGUUUAUUCAGUUCUGUAAGUUCAGGAGAAAUAGGAUCAAGAUCAGACAGUGGAUCCAGCACCUCUUCCUUAUCUUGUUCUUCAAGUGUCAGCAUAAAAAGUAAAUGUUCUUUUGUUGCAUUUAUACUGUUACAUCUGAAUCAUUUAGUAUUUACACUAUAAUGUGUUGUUAAUGUUCUUAGAAUGUGAGCUCAUUACAUCUAAUUUCAGAAUAUAUUUUCAUAGUGAAAUGUCCUUUUUGUAGGUUUAUGAAUGAUUUUUUUUAUUAUAGCUUUUCAUUUUCAAUCCUUAGGUUCAGCUUCAGAUAUUCCAAGUCCUAGUCCAAGUUAUUCAGUUCUUCCAUGCUCCAGUGGUUCAAAUAACUCAAUAUCUAGAAGCUUCACAAGCCCCAGUUUCUCAAUCUUCAGUAGCAUAAGUUCAAGCAUCAUUCCAUCUAUCACUCCAAGCUCUAUCAGCAACUUAGAGAGUAGUUUGAACUCUGAAUCAAGUAACACUGCCAGUAGUGUAGCUCCAUCUUCCUGUUCAAGGGCUAUUCUAAGUAAUGUUCCUUUUCAUUUGUGUAAUUAAAAAUAUGAUACCAAUACAAUAGUCACAAAUAUCUUUAUUUAUUUAGUGAAUCUUAAAAUAUUUUUAACUGUAUUCUUCCUUACUUUUUUAUUUCUGACCCGGAAAAUAGUUUGUAUUUAAAUCAGGGCACAUUAUACUUUUGAACACGUAAGAGACACUGAUGAAAAAGGUAUUUUCAAUGAAAUUUUUACAUUUUGAUUUGUGGUUUGAGCCUUUGUCCUUGAUGCUUACUAGCAUUUCCAAAUGGUUUUUGUCUUCAGGUUCAAUUCCAAGCGGAUCAAGUAUAAGCUCUAGUAGUACAAGUAUAUCAGAGUCUAGCAGCUCAAGUAUCUCAUUCUGCAGUUGCUUAAGUAGCCUGAGUUGUUCCAGUAGUUUGAGUUUAUUCAGUUCCUUGAGUUCAAGCUGCAUUAGUCCAGGGGACUUGGAACCAAGAUCAGACAGCAAAUCCAGUAUCUCAUCCCUAUCUUGUUCUUCAAGUGUCAGCAUAAAAAGUUCAGUUUCAAGUGGAUCAAGUAUUAACCCCAGCUGUUCUAGCAUAUCAGAAUCUAGCAGCUCAAGUAUCUCAUUCUACAGCUGCUCAAGUAGUCAGAGUUUCAGUAGCUCCAGUAGUUUGAGUUUAUUCAGUUCUGUAAGUUCAGGAGAAAUAGGAUCAAGAUCAGACAGUGGAUCCAGCACCUCUUCCUUAUCUUGUUCUUCAAGUGUCAGCAUAAAAAGUUCAGUUUCAAGUGGAUCAAGUAUUAACCCCAGCUGUUCUAGCAUAUCAGAAUCUAGCAGCUCAAGUAUCUCAUUCUACAGCUGCUCAAGUAGUCAGAGUUUCAGUAGCUCCAGUAGUUUGAGUUUAUUCAGUUCUGUAAGUUCAGGAGAAAUAGGAUCAAGAUCAGACAGUGGAUCCAGCACCUCUUCCUUAUCUUGUUCUUCAAGUGUCAGCAUAAAAAGUAAAUGUUCUUUUGUUGCAUUUAUACUGUUACAUCUGAAUCAUUUAGUAUUUACACUAUAAUGUGUUGUUAAUGUUCUUAGAAUGUGAGCUCAUUACAUCUAAUUUCAGAAUAUAUUUUCAUAGUGAAAUGUCCUUUUUGUAGGUUUAUGAAUGAUUUUUUUUAUUAUAGCUCUUCAUUUUCAAUCUUUAGGUUCAGCUUCAGAUAUUCCAAGUCCUAGUCCAAGUUAUUCAGUUCUUCCAUGCUCCAGUGGUUCAAAUAACUCAAUAUCUAGAAGCUUCACAAGCCCCAGUUUCUCAAUCUUCAGUAGCAUAAGUUCAAGCAUCAUUCCAUCUAUCACUCCAAGCUCUAUCAGCAACUUUGAGAGUAGUUUGAACUCUGAAUCAAGUAACACUGCCAGUAGUGUAGCUCCAUCUUCCUGUUCAAGGGCUAUUCUAAGUAAUGUUCCUUUUCAUUUGUGUAAUUAAAAAUAUGAUACCAAUACAAUAGUCACAAAUUUCUUGAUUUAUGACAUUCAUUUAGUGAAGCUGAAAAUAUUUUAAACUGUAUUCUUCCUUACUUUUUUAUCCUUUCUUACACGGAAAAUAGUUUGUGUUAAAAUCAUAGAAAAAUAUACUUUUAAACACCUAAGAGACACUGAUGAAAAAGGUAUUCUCAAUGAAAUUUUUAGUUUUGAUUUGUGGUUUGAGCCUUUGUCCUUAUUGCUUACUAGCAUAUUCAAUUGAUUUUUGUCUUCAGGUUCAAUUUCGAGUGGAUCAAGUAUUAGCUCUAGCAGUUCUAGUACAUUAAAGUCUAGCAGCUCAAGUAUCUCAUUCUGCAGUUGCUUAAGUAGCCUGAGUUGUUCCAGUAGUUUGAGUUUAUUCAGUUCCUUAAACUGCAUCAGUUCAGGAGACUUAGAACCAAGAUCAGACACCAUAAAAAGUAAAUAUUAUUUGUAGAGUUGUAGUUAUAUUAUUUUGCUUUUCCAGUGUGUGAGUGUAUAGAUAUGCAAAGUAUAUGUGAAAAAAAAAUGUCCUUCUUAAUGCUGUAAAAUAGUGCUUUGCCUUCCGGUUCAGAAUCAGUCCUAGUUUUAGUUAUUAAUUUCCUCCAUAGGUCUUUCUUCUCUUAAUUGCAUUAGGUAUCUAUGUCGUUGGAAUUUCAAUUGGAAAGUCAUUUGCCAUGGAAUGUAUGGAUUUUUGGUCUGUGGUUUUAACCUCUACAUCAACCCUGCAAAUUUAUUCUUUUAUCUUCAGGUUCAUUUUCAAGUGGAUCAAGUUUUAGCCUUAGUUGUUCAAGUAUAUCAACAACUAGGAGCUCAAGUAUCUCAUUCUACAGUUGCUCAAGUAGCCAGAGUUUCAGUAGUUCCAAUAGUUUGAGUUUAUUUAGUUCUGUGAGUUCAAGGUGCAUUAGUUCAGGGGACUUAGAAUUGAGAUCAGACGGCAGAUCCAGCAUCACAUCCUUAUCAUGCUCUUCAAGUCUCAGCAUAAAAAGUAAAUAGUUGUAUAAAUGUUAUAUGAUAAGAUCUGUAUUAUUUAGCAUUUCUAAUAUCCUCACUAUUAUUUUAUUUUUUUUAGGCAUAUUUUGAUUUUGGGAAAUAUAUAAGAAUAUAUUUUAUACUAAAACUGUGCUUGAAGGUUUUUUAAUUUUUUUUUUUUUUUUUCAUAUUUUCCUUUAGGUUCAACUUCAGGCAUUCCCAGAUUUAAUUCAAGUUAUUCACCUCUUCCACUCUCCAGUUAUUCAAAUAACUCAAUUUCUAGUAACUCCACAAGCCCAAGUUUCUCAAUCUUCAGUAGUAUAAGUUCAAGUUUCAUUGCACCUGUCACUCCAAACUUCAUCAGCAGCUCAGAGCAUAGUUUGAGCUCAGAAUCAAGUAGCAUUUCCAGUAAACCCUGUUCAAGUGCCCUCACAAGUAAUGUUUAUUUUCAAAACAUGGUUAUAAUUGUAUUUUCCCUUUUUUGACGUCAUAUAUGAGCAAGAAGAGUUUUUAUUAUUAUUUUUUUUCUAAUUUACAUACUACUCAAGAUUCAGUCUUAACCUCAGGUGCAUUGCACAUCUUUCCACAGCCAGCAGAUAAUUAACCUAAUUGGAAUGUUAUUUAUAAUGUAGCAUAUAUAUUUUGUCUAGUGGUUUGAACCUCAGUUCCUGAUGUAUACUAGCAUUUGAAUUUAUUUUUUGUCUUCAGGUUCAGUUUCAAGUGCAUCAAGUAUUAACCCUAGGUGUGCUAGUAUAUCAACAUCUAGCAGCUCAAGUAUCUCAAUCUACAGCUGCUCAAGAAGCCCCAGUUUCAGUAGUUCCAGUAGUUUGAGUUUAUUCAGUUCUGAGAGUUCAGACUGUAUCAGUUCAAGGGACUUAGAACCAAGAUCAGACAGUAUCUCAUCCCUAUCUUGUUCUUCAAGUGUCAGCAUAAAAAGUAAAUUCUAGUAAAUCUUGUAGUUAUAUUUUCUAAAUUCAAAGUUAUUCUUCAACUUUAGCUGCAGUGUUGGUUUUAGUGGCUACAAAGUGGUUUUAAAAAGUCUUGCAUUACUGUUUACAGCUAUUUCAGUAGUCAUAGUUUAUUAGCUCAAGCAGUUUAAUCUUUGUCAUCUCUCUUUCAAGCAUUAAGAACUCAAGCUUAAAAUCAUCUGAUUAACCCUAUCUUAUAUUUCAUUGUAUUUGCACAAUUUACUCUUUAUAUUCAUAGUUUAUGUUUCUUAUAAUUUCUAGUCUGAAACAACAACCUGAUAUAGUAUUUGUCUUAUGGAGUCUCAAUGUUCUGACGUUCUCUCUACAGGUUCACUUUCACGGAGUUCCAGAAGUAGUAGCUCUAGCAUUUCAGUCAUUAUUAGUGGGGAAUUACUGGGGAAUCAAGAAAGUUUCAAGAGACCAGGUUCUAGAAGUUAUGUAGGUUUAGAGGAGACAAGGAGUUCUAGGGUGUCAAGUUCUUACAUUUCUAGCAGUUCCAUGUAUGGUAGUUCAAGUAGGUUCUGCCUUUGUUGUAGUUUUUUUGCUGUUUUUUUCUAACCUUCAGUGAAAGUUCAGUGUGCAAUAUUUGGUUUCCAUUGCUGUAUAUGCUGUUAGGUGUAUAUAUCACAAUAAAAAAUAAUAUAUCAAUAAUAAAUCAAGUAUCUCAAAAUAAACACUUCUGAUAAUUAUCUUUUCUUAAAUAUGUAUCACAUCUGAAAUAUUUAACUUAACGAUUUUCUGCAGGUUCAAUCUCAAGCCUUUCCUCUGCCUUUAUUCCAAUUUCUUCAAGUUUAUUAAGCUCUAGUUGCUCAGAAAAUAUAGCUCCCAGUAGCUACAGAAGUUCAGGUACUACAAGUUCCUGCAGUUCAAAUGAUGUCAGCUUAAAUAGCCCAAGUCUGUCACCCUCCUGCUCUUCAAGUUUCAGCAUAACAUGUAAUUCUUUAUAAAAUUUGUAAAUUUAGAUAUAUUUAAAAACAAACAAACCAAUUAUUAUAUAUAAAGAGGUAAUAUUUCAGAAAAUGAGUAGUCAGUGCAACUUUAGCAUCAAUUUAAUCUACGUAAUUUUUCCUUAUUUUUCUAUCCUCUGCAUUUCUAAUAUUUAUAACUAAAAUCACAACUAAUAUAUAUUGUAUCAUGUCCUUAAUACCACCAUUACAGUUUUAUACUAUUCUCAGGUUCUUGUAGUCCAGAAUUCUCCAGCGUAUCAAGCCUCAGCAGUUCUUGUAGUUCAGGAUUCCACAGUGACAAUCUUUCAUCUUCCAUGAGUGUUUCUAGUAUCAGUAACUCAAUCUCAGGAAGUUUUGUGUCCUCAAGCUACUCAAGAGCCAAUUCCUCUAGAAGCAAUAGGUCAAGUUUUGCAGCCUCAUGCUCCUCAAGUAUCAGCAUACUAUGUAAAUGCACUUUUACUGCAGUCAUACUGUGGGGAUUUCGUUUUGUAGGAUAGAUAUGAUUUUGUUGUGUAGAAGAAUUCUUUCAUUAACUGUGAUUAGAUCUCACAUUUUUAUAAUAUAUUUGAUAAUUUUGUCAAUAACUAGAGUAGGCCAUACUUUAUUUUCUGCCAUUUCACACCAUUAAACUCUCAUCAGGCUCAAGUUUCCAGGAAUACUCCAAUACCUCAAGCUUUAUUAGUUCCUGUAGUUCAGGCUCCCUUCAUGACAACUUUUCACCUAGUUUGAGACUCCAGAGUUCCAGUGUUUCUGGUUCAAGGAGUUUCAUAUCUUCAAGUUGCUCGAGUCCAGGAAUAUCUCUCUCGUGUUCUUCAAGCCUCAGUAUAUUGUGUAAAUAUCUACUCUUUCAUGGUAGUUUUAUUUAGGCAUCUUUCUAUUGAUAAAUUCUGUCUUUAGUUUUAGGUAGCUUGAGCAGAUUUAUGUGAAGAAUGCAUUAUAUUUCCUGAUUCAAUCAACAACCAACAAUACACCAUCCUGUAGGAUAAUACCACAUAUGCUGAUUUUAACAUUACAAUAUUGAAUUAUCUUCAGGCUCAAGUAGUCUGGAAUAGCAAGCUUGCUUAGUUCUUGUAGUUCAAACAGUCAUUCCCUCUACUUAGAGUAUCUAUAAUGGUAAAGACUCAAGUCUAAGGAGUACUAUAUCCUACCUAUCCUAUCACAGUCAUAGUUCAAGAUUGUCAGAUUCAUGCUCUUUAAGUUUCAGCAUACUAUGUAAAUGAACAUUUCUAUUGCAUUAAUAUUGUAGUGAUCCUCCAUCCUACUCUUUUCUAAAGACAUACAAUAUCAAUCAUGUGAAUUUGACAAUUCUCUCCAUAUCCUAUUUCCUAACCUCCAUAGCACAUUUUAAAAUUAUCUUCAGGUUCAAGUUAUCCAGAAUACUCCAAUAUUUCAAGCUUUAUUAGUUCCUGUAGUUCAGGCCACCUUCAUGAUAGCUUUUCACCGAGCUUGAAACUCGAGAGUACCAGUGGUUCGGGUUCAAGAAAUUUUAUUCCUUCAAGUUGUUCGAGUUUAGGAGUAUCUCUUUCAUGCUCUUCAAGUAUCAGUAUAUUGUGUAAAUAUUUACUCUGUUUCUGUAGUUUUAUUUAGAAUUAAUGUAUUUAUAUAAUGGGUUUUGGUUCAACUGUUCCAUUGAAAUAUAUAAAAAAAACAGUAUUUUCCAAUUCAUCGACAACAGUUUGCUAUAGAGUAGGAUUUCUAAUUCCUUAAUUUGUAUUGUACAAUUCUACUCUUACAUCAGUAAACUAUCAUCUACCAGGCUCAAGUAACCCAGAAUGCUCCAGUAUAUCAAGUUUCACUAGUUCUUGUAGUUCAGGCUCCCAUAUUGGUGGUAUUCCUACAAGCUUGAGUCUGUAUUAUGACAGUACCUUGGGUCGAGGGAGUUAUAUAUCCUCAAGCUGCUCAAGAGCCAGUUCCUCUCGCAGUCAUAGGUCAAGUUUAUCAGCCUCCUCUUCAUCAAGUGUCAGCAUACUAUGUAAAUAGAAAUUUGCAACAUUCAUUGUGAUUUAUUUUAUAGUGACACUGUUUAUUUACAGUCUAUAUUAAAUGUAUCAUGUAUUUCCUUAUUUAAUUUUGAUAUGCAGUCAAUUUUUUUUUUCUGUUAAUUUCAGGCAUAAAUAGUCCAGGAUAUUCUAGUAAUGCAAGUUUUAAUUCAGUUGACUUCAGUGCUAUUAGAUUUAAUAGCUCAAGCUCCAGUAGCCCCACAAGCUUGAGCUUCUCUGACAAUGGUGAUUCAGGCUGCAGUAGUUUGAGUUGUUCAUGCCCAAGUAGUAUUAGCAAAGCCUGCUCAAGUUGUUCUGGAUUCUCGACUCCGGAUCUCUCUCUCUCCUGUUCUUCAAGUAUCAGUGCCUUAUGUAAUUAUCUGGUUGAUUUCUAUAUUCCUUUUAAAUAUUUUUCAAGUAAUUUAAAUUUCAUAGUAGUAAGUAAUUGAAGUCAUACUUGUACUUGGUGCUUAAAUUUGUAAGCCAAUGAAUAGUUUAGUUUGUAUAUAGAUAGACAGACUGAUAGAUAUAGAUAUGUAUAUAUACAUAUUCAUAUACAAGUUUAUAUAUAUAUAUAUCAUAUGUAUUACAUAUAUUAUAUAUACAUAUAUAUGUGUAUAUAAC